This is a messenger RNA of Dreissena polymorpha, 6876 nucleotides long. RefSeq names its product protein CREBRF homolog. Lineage: Eukaryota; Metazoa; Mollusca; Bivalvia; Myida; Dreissenidae. Gene Ontology annotation, biological process: response to unfolded protein; regulation of transcription by RNA polymerase II. The transcript has 11 exons. The coding region runs from base 1 to 2736 and encodes 911 amino acids. Gene Ontology annotation, cellular component: nucleus. Gene Ontology annotation, molecular function: DNA-binding transcription factor activity, RNA polymerase II-specific; RNA polymerase II transcription regulatory region sequence-specific DNA binding. The record is from RefSeq and is a predicted model, not a curated record.
AUGGUAAUGCAGACUGGGAUAGCGAAGGAAGAAUGGGUUGAUGGAAGACAAAGAAGUACGCUCAGCGUGCCGUGGUUCGAUGGUGUCCACCGGGAAGUCAUAGGAAACGGACUCGAGAGCGUCAAAGGAAACAGUUUAACUACAAGUGCGCGCAUCAGUUCAGAUACUUCUGUCACAGCUGUUCUGAAUGUUGCGACCACUAGCUCUGAACGAGUGGCAACCUUAACGCAGGAAACUGAUUGGUCGAAGAGCUUCAUUCAUACCCAAGCAGGAAGGCCAGAUAUUCACCCUUCAUCAUCACCAUUGCGUAUUGAACAGCCUAUCGAGGUAGCGUCUCCACACGGGUACCUUCCUCUACAGCGGCAGUGUGGGAUAGCACCUGCACAGCACCUGCACAGGUCAGUGUGUAUGUGUGGGAUAGCACCUGCACAGGGACCUGAGGGCCUAGACACAGUAGUCCCUACAGCUACUCUGAGACCCAUCACAUCGGUUCCCCAGAUCAGCAGCAGUCAGCUUGCACAGCUCCUGUUGCUACGACAACUUCCCGGUCUUGGGAAGCAGCUUAUUACAAGACAGCAAGAGACAUCUUCAAGAAGUACCAGUGGUUCUCAGCCCAUUCCUCAGCAGUUGAUGGUCAUCCCCCAGCAGCUGAGGCAGGACAACAUCAGACGACAGCUGCUUCUGCUGCAGACGUACAGCAGACUGCGGCAGCAGACGGCCCUUUCCAUCCACGGGCCAGGGACCGCCACUCACAGCCCCUCUCCACUCACAGGGCAGGAGUUGUCUGCCCCUAGCCCGGGUCCAACUGGGGAACUCACACACCCAGGCCACAGGGUCGUACAUACGCAGGAUUCUCUACCAGGGUAUCGUGAAGCUGUGAAUAUGGAAAGAGUCAGGCAUAUGUCAGAUGUUCAUCCUUUAAUAAACACUUGUGCAGACCUGUCACUAUCAUCUGACCUGAUGGAUGCCAGUAUUUAUGCCUCUAGCCCUAAUUCCCUGUACAUGUAUGAUCAAGAAAAAAUGGAUAUGCAAUGCACUAUGGGAAUAAACUCCACAUGCUGUACGACGCUGGACACAUCGUCCCUUAGUGAUGAUUUUGAUCUGAACUCCCAGUACGAGAUGUCCCAUGACAUCAGCAGUUUUCAGGUAGACCCCGUCACAGUUUCCAACAGUCAAGUUCCCAGAUAUAAUGUGUCCUCAACCAGCCUAGCAAGUGCUGGCUCAUGGAGUGUUAUUGGCAAAACAGAUGAUCUUACGCAUGAGGACGUCUAUGUCUCCACGACUGACGAACGAAAAACACCGACACUCGCAGAACUGAACUUUGAACUGUUAGAUGACAUUGAUUCCUACAUCAACAACCAAGGAGGAAGUGUUCUGAAAGUUGAAGCUGAGGAAACAAACCAGUUGAAAAGUCCUGGGCUAACCUCUCCCGGACUGUCAUUGCUGUUGUCCCAGCCUCCUCUAAAUCAACCACAGUUUUCCCAGAAAUCUGUUGUGAUCAAGACAGAACCAGUCGAUUCUGGUUCUAGUGUUGAGAGAACAGUAACUUUUCCGAGAUCUUUCUCUUCCAUGAAACCAGUGAAAAUGGAAAUGAUUCAACCCAGUGCUAAACCACUUGGCACUAUUAAAGAAUUGGACAUUUCAGACAAUACUAUGCUUCAGCAACUCCUCAAUAAGCCACUACAAUCAAGGACUCAGCGCCGGAGAACGGUCUCAGAAACACAGGCAUCGGAAAAGAAAGGUGGAUUAAAUGUUCGUAAGCGCACCUUUGGCACUAUGGGUCCGGAAGGCAUGGAUGAGAAAUGGGAGGAGAUCAAACAGUUCUUGGAAAUGGAGUCGAGAAUGGCAACAGAAUCAUUCAACUUUACUCCAACUCCGCCUGUGAAAAGAGAGAGAACAAGAUAUGACUCUACGAGUUCAGUGAUGACCUUGACCUCUAAUGAUGAUGAUGACAGCGACACUGACAAGGAUUAUGACGAUGACUCAGAUUCAGAUUUUGAAGGGGGCCAUGAUCUUGACCCUUCCAACCCUGGAGAGAGUCUGAUAGGGGCCAAGGACAAGCAGUACUUCUGGCAGUACAAUGUUCAGUCCAAGGGGCCAAAGGGGACCAGGGUCCACUUUGAUAUGGAGGAGGACCCACAUGUGCUUAAUGAUUUCGAAGACCCUGUUUUUGACCCUUCAAAUAGCAGUAGUUUAACAGGCAUUGGGGUGUCUGUAAAACAUGGAGGAAAGGCACGGAAAGGGGACGGUAACGACAUUGUUCCCAGUCCAAAGAAACUGUGCCAGAUCGGUCUUCAGCUGAGGAAGAUAAACCGCCAGAUCAAUGACUUUGUUCCAGUGAGCGAACUACCCUCCAGUGCAAGGAGUAAAACAAGGAAAGAGAAAAACAAGCUUGCUUCAAGAGCAUGUCGUUUGAAAAAGAAAGCGCAACAUGAGGCAAACAAGGUGAAGCUCCAUGGGCUGGAAAUGGAACAUCGCAAGUUGCUGACUGUCAUUCGGGCCAUGAAGCAGAAGAUGAUUGAUCGAUUGAGCUGGAACAGGAAUGAAGCACAGGCAAACAAACUGUCCAUGACCAGCCUGCUUGAUUCACUUAUCCAGCAACAUCUUGAUGUGAUGAUAGCUGGCAACACAACAGAGUAUGUCAACAAGAUCAUCCACAAAGUGGAGGCAGGGGACCAGACAGGCGGCUUACAUAUUCAGGCUACCAGAUCCUACCCAAAGGAACUGCACAACUAGACACACGUUUCCUGAUGAGAACCGAUCAGGACACAAACAACCAAGGCACUUGAAACAGAAUAACAUAAACCACAUUUUGACUAAACAGAUGUUUGUCAGAACAUCAGCUUCUAGUGUUGUCAUACCAGCUGGCAUCAACAUGUUGAGACCCCUGGAUCUAAAACGUGAACCACCGUUCCAAUAUAUGUUUUCCCAAGUUCACUGACACAUCUUCUAUUGCUUAAAUGUACAUCUUUUUUUUAAAUAGUUGUUUGUUCUUGUCUUGACAUUAACAUCUCUUGUAUGGCUAUAUUACACAUAUGGACAAGUAAAUUGAUUUAAAAUGCUUUUAUAUUAAAAUUCAUGACAAAACAUAAAAGAUAAACAUUUCUCUUUCACAAAAGUCAAAACACAUUUUACAUGCUAUAUAAAUAAAAAGAUAUGUUAACCUUUUUGCAAAGUGUAUUUCAUGUGUGGCAUUUGUGAAGUUAUUAAUACUGUUACUUUUCCUAAUGUGAGUAGGUCAGUUAAAUAUAUGUCAAAAAAACUGUCAAAUAACUGUUGACAUGAAGUGUUGACAGUCAGUGAAUAUCAUAAAUCAUUGAAGUAUCAUGUAUAUAAAUAGUGUGGGCCAUUUAAUCACGCAAUAGGUGCACAUUUGACCUAGUUUACCAUCCACAUGCAAUGUAAAUCAGUUUGAACAGCUACCGGUAGUGUCUAGUGAUAUGAUUCAGAGAUAGGCUCUAUCUGUAAAAUAAUUCUUGAUAGGUAACUAAGCAGCAUUUAAUGGUAAAACAAAAAAUAUGCUGUUUUUGCAAGCAAAUGAUGUAUUUGAUUACCUGCAGUUUAAGUUUCUGUUCUUUACAGGAAAGCAAAAUUUUUAUAUAAAAAAGCAAAUAUAAAUGCUGUUUAUAUAAAACAUUGACUAAUUUGUUCACUAUUCACUUUUGCAAUUUUAUGGAUCAAGUGUGCAGCAGGUUUUCAUAACACAAAAAAUGAGUUAAAAUUUAUUAGUUUAAUUUAUUCGUUGAACACCUAAGAACAAUGGCAAUGUCAAUAUUUUGACCAUGGCUGCACAUAUUUAUUGACUAGAUCAGAUCUACCAGGUUGUGUUUGCAAUAAUUGUACGUAAAUUGUAUAUAGAAAAUGAGAAUGUAAAUGUUGCAUUUCUUUCAAAACAUGAUCUCAUUUGUAUUACAUCGUAUGUACAUAUUAUGAAGGAUUUUCUUGUUAAAUGUCAGAUUGUGAGAAAGUUAUACAAAACUAAUGACUAAUGUAUAAUUAAAAUGUACACAAAACUGUAAUAAGAAACACAUAGGGGACUUUGUGAUUGACCAACGUGACAACUUACUGUAUAUAUUCCAUUGGCACUACAUUAUAUACCGUGGGAGAACUGGCACACUUAAUUUCAUUUUCAUAAAUAUUUACCAGCUUACUAAUAAUCAAUGAAAGUAUCCUGCACAUAUCAAAGUCUGAAAGUCAGAAUAGUGACCAUAAUUUUAUAAACGAUAACUGGAAAUAUCACAAAAGAGAAGGAUAAGGGUAUAUUUGACUGAGCAGGCACAGACUGCAUGCAAAGUUCACUUCAUUUGUUGUAUUUUCUUGCUCACCAAUUGGAUAGGGAACCAAUUUAAAGUCUCCUAAUCAGUAAUGAAUUUGUAAUGAGGUAUCCUCAUUUAUUCAUACUGUUGCGAGUCUAAUUUGCCAGUGUUGAUGAAGAAGUAUAGUGAAUUUUAUUUUACGUCUAAUAUCGGAGAUUAUUUUCUGCUUUAUCAUCUUAUCAUUUGAAUUUAUUUGAAAUAAUUGUAAGAAAUUUUUUCUUCUGAGAAAAUGGACCUGAUGUGUUUGGAUAUCAGUGAAAUUGUGUGAAGAUCAAUCAGUUUUACACUGACAUUUAAGAUUUGUUCUUGUUGCUGGCUUAUAUUGUUGUUAUUAGACUGUGUUGAUCUGUGUCAAAAUAGUGGAAGGUUUAUUUUGUUUCUUGAAAGUCUUUUUAAAAAAAUUAUUUGACAAAAUGAUGAUAUUUUUGAUUGCAUUAUUACAGUAAGUGUUGUUUUUGUUACUGUAUGAUAUGUUUAUACAAGUUAUUGUAGAUGUUGGUCUUAAACAAGUUGCUAUUUAUUGUUUUUAUCAGUUUUGAAUGUUGUAUUUUUGUGUUAUAAUUUUUUAUUAUUGGAAGACAUCUACUUUAACAAGACACCUUCAGAAAAAAUCAGGUAACAAUAGUGUGAACAUUGAACAUAACAUGACUCUCAACUUUGGCCAGGCUGACACAGACUGAAUGUUUUUAUAAAGUGACAUUUUCAUAGUUUCCUGAACAAGUAAUUGGUUUUUAAAACAAAACAUUGAUUCAAGAUUCAUUGAUUUUUAACUCGGCGUUUUCGGAGAAAACCCGAGGUAUUGUCAUAGCCAGCUCGCCGUCCGUGUCGUGCUAAAACCUUAACAUUUUAUUAAGGUUUUGAACAUUGGCUCUAAAAUCAGAUUGCUUUCACCUACAACUUUGAAACUUAAUAUGUAGAUGCACCUUGAUGAGUUCUACAUGCCACACCCAUUUUUGGGUCACUAGAUCAAAGGUUAAGGUCACUGUGACCUUUAACAAACAAAAAACAAAACAAAAAUGACAAGCUUUCAUUUAUUCAAAACUGCACCUGUAGCCGAGCGUGGCACCCGUUAUGUGGUGCUCUUGUUUACUAAAUAUUUUUUUCUUAGCCUGACUUUACUAACUGUUAUCGAGGCUUUAAGUAUUGCUUAUUGGAAUUACAUAAAGUGAGGUAUAAAAAUGAGUGAUGGGCCAUUUUACAUAAUUGUUCCAAAUGAUGUUCUGUUUCUUGUUCUGAUUUCAUUAUGUCAUAAAAUAUUAUUAUGUGCUUUCUACCCAUGUUCUAGUUUUUGAUGCUAUAACAAUUGAUAGCUUUGUCAUUGUUGUUGUGAUGUGAUUAAAUAUUUGAUUUUAUUCUUUUCUCUGGGUAAAACGACAAGACCAGCCAUAUAAUGACAAUAAUUCACUGUUUUAAACAAUGAGAAAUAAUGAUAUAAAAAUAUCAAUUUAGUUCACAGUUUAACUUUCAAAUGACAUUGUUUUUCGAAGUCAAACAGUUAGUUUUCCAUCAAAAUUCAUUAGCUGAACUCAUUUAAGAUGCAAAUACUUAAAAAAACAUUAAAUAAAAUGACAAUGUGUUGUUUUUUGUGGUAGAUUAUUGAUUUUGGAUUAACUAUGAUUAUAUAAAAUACAUUUAAAAUUAAAUCAAUAAUCCACCAAAAUCUACAAGUUUCCGUUAUUUAUUUGCAAUAAUGCGAACAUAAAUCUCUGCAAUUAACAUGCCUCAUAUAUUUUGUUGGAAAAAAAGACAUAAUUCCAUGACCAAUCUGUAAGAAGUCUGCAACAAUCAUUAUGUUAUUUCUCUGAAAUAUUUUUGUCACUUUAAGCAUACAAUGAGUCAAUACUUGAUAGCCAAUACUUCAUGGGAAUGUGUUUAUGACUUGGUAUUAAUGUAAAUAAUAGAAUUAUGUUAAAGUACAAUUGUCUAAAACAGAUAUAUUGGAAAAAUUAACAUGCAAGAUUAAAAAUAUUUCUUCUGUUGUUUUAUUUAAAUGUUUUUUUUUAAGUCAAUCUUUAAUGUUAAUCUUAAAUUUUGUUGUUAAAAUGAUAAUGCUAGUGCAAUAAUUGAAUUAUAUUUGUUUGUAUUGAUUAUGUAUUAUUUGGAAAAAGUAACAGGUCAAUUUUACCUUCCAACAAACAUCGGCCACAGGUUCUUCCCAGAAAAAAGACCCUGCAGUGUCACAAUAUGUCUUAAAGUUAUGUUGUAAUCAUGUUUAAAUCAAAAAGUGAAAAUUAAAUAACUUAAGGUAUCUCAAAGCAAGUUUAUGGCAGGCAAGGUUUUUCUGAAGGUUUUUCUGAAAGUAUUUGUUAAGCACUUAAUUGGAUAUACAGCUGUGUUCAAUAGAAGUUUUUGCUAAACUGUUAUGAUUUUUUUUUUGUUGUUGAUAUGCAUGCAGAAGUUAUAAUUAAACAAAUGUCACUUUGUUGAUAUCAAAUUUAUUAAAGGACUGCUUAUAAGUCAAUUAUAAUUGGUUGCUAGCUGAUUUCUGUGUUUGAUUAUUUCUCUAUCGCAAAUUUUAAUUUGCGUUUGAUUUUUGGUAGUUUUAGAAAUAUUUGCCAUA